This is a messenger RNA of Sebastes umbrosus (honeycomb rockfish), 1172 nucleotides long. Its product is annotated as cornifelin homolog. Bases 153 to 548 code for a protein of 131 amino acids. The transcript has 4 exons. The record is from RefSeq and is a predicted model, not a curated record. NCBI's taxonomy places the organism in Eukaryota, Metazoa, Chordata, Actinopteri, Perciformes, Sebastidae.
CAGUCAGUGACAUGUGUCCCGUACUGUCCUGUCACGUUCACCUCUCUGCUGCAAGUUUAUAAGAUGCAACGCUGCCUUGCAAAUCCAUCACUUCACCGAACUCCGCUCACAGUAAGGUAGGAUCGACCAAACACCACUGAGGGAUUGCAGCGAUGACAGAAUACACGCAGGAAACUAUGGUUGUAAACCAACCGAGGCCCUUCAUCAGGACCUCCGUAUCCAACGAGUGGUCCUCUAACAUCUGUGAUUGCACCGAAGACCUGCCCCAGUGCUGCCUCGCCUUAUGGUGUCUUCCCUGCUUCACCUGUAAGACAUCACACGAGGCCGGGGAGUGUCUAUGUUUACCUCUGCUGGACGCUUUUGGAUGCAUCCCUCCGAUGACCACAGCCCUCAGGGUGUCAGUACGCACACGAUUUGGCAUUCAGGACACAGUUUGCAAUGACUGUGUGUAUGGCUGCUGCUGCGGGCCCUGCACCUGGUGUCAAAUAGCGAGAGAGAUCAAAAAGAGGAAGAAUCCCAUUACCUUCAUCAACAUGUCGUCCCGAUAAGAACAAAAUGCUGAAGUCACCACAGCAUCAUCGUCGCUUGUUAUCGGUUUCGAGCAUGUCUGCCUCUGAGGAAUGUCGCUGAGCAACUGAUUGACGAUCAGCACAUGAGGGGUCAUAAUUGUUGCAUCACUUGAUGACAGGAAGAAGAGAUAAGCACGCACUCGGCCUCUAUGACCUCCACUAACAGAUAGUAAUGAGAACCAGCCUGUGACGGUAAAGUGAUGUACCGAUGAUAAUUCUGGGUGAACUGAACUGUAUUAUAUACAGUUUUUUGGGGGGUUACUGACAUUGCACAAAGAGAUCUUUCAAAUUUAAUUGGGGAUGUUUUUUUAUACUAGUUUUUUUUCUCUUCCAAGAUGUUUUAUAUGUUCAUUUGGAUAAUUGAUUGCUUUGUUCCUAGUAUUGGUUGUUAUCUUUUAGAAGUAUCUAUAUCUUUAUACAUGGGCUCAUUUUAACUCGUCAUAUGAAAAGCCACAGUUGUUCAUUGUAUUGAAACAGCUAUUCAUUAGAUUGUUGUAAUCGAUUUGUUGUCAAUUAAUAAAUUAAUCGCCAACUAACAUGAUAAUCGAUUAAUCGGUUUGAGAAAUUUUUUAAUGAAAAAAAAUAAAAAUUCUCUGAUUCCAG